AUGGAACAGUCGGAGCCCCCGAGGCCUGUCUUUCACAACUACCUGCGCGCCUUUUACCCUUUUCACCCGGCCGGAAACGUUUCGCCGUCGACCGUUACUCUUCCUCUGGAUCAGGGAGACAUCAUCUUGGUUCACUCUGUUCACACCAAUGGCUGGGCCGAUGGUACCCUAUUAGAUUCUGGGAAUCGAGGCUGGCUACCCACGAAUUAUUGCGAAGCAUACGACCAAAUGCCUAUGCGCCCUUUGCUCAAGGCCUUGACUGAUUUCUGGGAUAUCAUUCGAGGAGGAUGCGGGUCAUCACUAAAAGAUUUUGGAAACCAAGAUUUGAUGAGAGGCCCUAUCGCUGGCGUUCGGUUUCUUUUGGAAAAGUCUGAAUGUCUCACGAGAGAGUCACCCUUGGUAAGGAGAUUUGAUGGACUGCGAAGGAUUCGGAAGGCAUUGCUCUCUGAUCUAUCUUCGCUGGUGAAGACCGCGAAGAAGUUCCAGGAAGUCGCCAACGGAACACCGUCAGAAGACGAAGUCGAGGGAAUCCUGGAUGAAAUGCUUCUGAAGGCUUUCAAGAUUGUGACCCGCGGAGUUCGUUUCCUCGACGUCUGGAAUGAAGAGGUUGGCUUGAGCAGGACUAUCGCUGAAUUGGAAUCAAACGAGCCCCGAGACCAAUACGAUAUGCCCCCCACACCGGCUUCUGAGAGCUUCUCUUGCGAAACCGAACACCCUGAACGCAACGAGUCACGAAUGAUGGAAUCGCGAAUGGAAUCUCGCAUGGAGUCACGCAUGAUGGAGUCACCACAGAUGAGCCGCAGCCGUAUGGACAUGAGCCGAGCCUCAAUGAGGACCGAAUCGCUUGACCACCCCCCUCGACCGGUCUCCGUUGCCACGAAGCGAGUCUCGGUCUCUCAUCGUAUGUCAUUCUCGGGUCCUUCCGCUUCUAUACGUGCUCAGAACUUGGCAUCUGAGCGUCUUGGUACCACUUAUGAUGCCUUCCUUGGAGUGCUUGGGUCAUUCAUUGGACUUCACAUGCAGUCUCGUUCAUCAACCGAGCUGGUUGUCACCACUCAGCAGGCUGUGCAAUCCUGCCGAGCUUUGCUUAACGUAGUUGAGUCAGUCUGUGAGCAUGAUACCCAGCGCAGUGUGCUUCUAGACCAGGCCCGUGAGUCAAUGUGCGAGAAGCUGUCUGAGCUUGUCCACGCUGCACGCGAUGUGUUCUGCCCAGCUCAAUCUUCUGAUGAAGAUUUGGUAUUCAUGCCAGAUGAAGGAAAACGCCUGGUUGACGCUGCCACAGACUGUGUCCGCGCUGCUGGCAAUUGUUUGGCGAGGGCUCGCCUGGUGCUUGAGCAAAUUGGGGACAUUGAACUUGAUCCCGAGAACACAGAGACUGAGAAAUCUCUCUCCGUCUUCCCCCCCCCUCCUCUUCAGAUCCCCAGCACUACUUAUUCUCCUCCCACACCUGCUCUUACCGAUGCCACCACUCCAUCCUCCUUCCAGUCUCACAUCACCAACAGUCCCGCCAACCUUUCCGCCUUGUCUUCUCUUCCUAACUCUGCCAUCCUCCCCACUCACCUUGAGAACAUGGCCUCCUUCUCAUCCACUGACAGUGGAUAUCCUGAAAGCCAUGCCAAAUCCGAUAUGACUGAAUCAUUCGGCCGUGGUGUGACGAGCAAUGGCAGCAGCUUCACGUACAACCGCCAUGCACGUGACUCUGAGAUGAGCGGUGUUUCGCAGACCUCCACUCGGGCUACAUCGCCUGAUAUCGGUGGUAGCUUCCAAGGAAGCUUCCAUGGUCCCUCGUUGAAGGAGAGUGUUAGCCACUCGACCCUCGCCGAGGAGAAUGAGGAGACCGAGGCCCACCUUCUCGAGAAGACUUAUGCCCACGAGCUGAUCUACAAGGAAGGUUCGGUGAUGGGUGGCAGCCUUCGUGCUCUCAUCGAGAAGCUCACUGCUCACCAGUCCACCCCUGACGCCUUGUUCGUCUCAACCUUCUACCUGACCUUCCGUCUCUUCGCCACGCCCCUUGAGUUUGCCGAGGCUCUCGCUGAACGUUUCGAGUACAUCGGUGAUACUCCCCACGCUGCUGCACCUGUCCGCCUGCGUGUUUACAACAUCUUCAAGGGCUGGCUUGAGUCUCACUGGCGCCACGACCGGGAUAACAUCGCUCUCGAUUUCAUUCUGCACUUUGCCAGGACCAGACUGGUUGUUGACCUGCCCACUGCUGGCAAGCGUCUGAUCGAACUGGGAGAAAAGGUGUCUGCAGUCCACGGACCUGUUGUGCCUCGCUUGGUUUCUUCUAUCGGCAAGACUAACACCUCCAUUGCCUCUUACAUUCACCCCGACACUCCUCUGCCCCCUCCCGUACUCGGAAAGAAGGAAACCAACCUUCUCAAAUCGUGGAAGAACAACGAAGCCUCGCUCAGCAUUCUUGACUUUGACCCACUUGAGCUCGCUCGGCAGUUGACUAUCAAGGAGUCCCGCAUCUUCUGUUCCAUUCUCCCCGAGGAACUCCUGGACACGGAAUGGACCAGGAAGAGCGGCUCCUUGGCUGUGAAUGUUCGCGCCAUGUCCACCCUGUCGACUGAUCUCGCCCACCUGGUUGCUGAUUCCAUCUUGUACCUCGAGGAGCCCAAGAAGCGUGCUACUACCAUCAAGCACUGGGUUAAAACUGCCAACCGGUGUCUCGAGUUAAACAACUACGACUCACUCAUGGCUAUUAUUUGCUCAUUGAACUUGUCAAUGAUCUCCCGGCUCAAGAAGACAUGGGACAUUGUUUCGGCGAAGACCAAGAGUACUCUCGAGAACCUUCGUAGCAUCGUCGAUGUCUCUCGCAACUACGCCGUUCUUCGCCAGCGCCUCCAGAACCACGUUCCCCCCUGUCUGCCCUUCGUUGGUACCUACCUGACCGACCUCACCUUCGUGGACCACGGCAACCAGUCGCUCCGUACCUUGUCGAUCGAUGAAAGCAAGAUGGCAGUAAUCAACUUUGACAAGCACAUGAAGACCGCCCGCAUCAUCAGCGAGCUCCAACGCUUCCAGAUCCCCUACCGCCUGACCGAAGUCCCCGAACUCCAGGCUUGGUUACAGAACGAGCUUGUCCGCGUGCGUUCUAACGGCGAAAUUACCGCGCAAACCUUCUACCGCCGCUCCCUGGUCCUCGAGCCCAGAGAAGCAUCUCGCAGCGGCAACACCCUCCAGUCGCAGUCAUCCGACUACAACCACUCUCUUCUCGACAAUGCCAAAGACAAGUUCGAUUUUCUCUCCUGGACCAACCAGUCCAAGGCAAAGUCGGUCCCAACACAUGGCUAA
This is a messenger RNA of Penicillium antarcticum, 3297 nucleotides long. Its product is annotated as guanine nucleotide exchange factor. Gene Ontology annotation, biological process: Ras protein signal transduction; positive regulation of GTPase activity. The coding region runs from base 1 to 3297 and encodes 1098 amino acids. Lineage: Eukaryota; Fungi; Ascomycota; Eurotiomycetes; Eurotiales; Aspergillaceae. The transcript has 3 exons. Gene Ontology annotation, molecular function: protein binding; guanyl-nucleotide exchange factor activity. Gene Ontology annotation, cellular component: plasma membrane. The record is from RefSeq and is a predicted model, not a curated record.